This is a messenger RNA of Habropoda laboriosa, 2276 nucleotides long. Its product is annotated as laccase-1-like. The transcript is spliced from 11 exons. Gene Ontology annotation, molecular function: copper ion binding; oxidoreductase activity. Gene Ontology annotation, cellular component: plasma membrane. The record is from RefSeq and is a predicted model, not a curated record. The coding region runs from base 42 to 2276 and encodes 744 amino acids. Lineage: Eukaryota; Metazoa; Arthropoda; Insecta; Hymenoptera; Apidae. Gene Ontology annotation, biological process: iron ion transport.
CGAUGUAAUAUUUUACAGCUCUGUCAAUUUGCAGAUCCAGAAUGACAUACUGCAAAGUGAUUCUGUUUCUUCCUUUAUUGCUCCACCACAGUUGUUGCGCGUCGGAAACCAUCGUAACGGCGCAUAAUGACUUGGACUUCGGGCGGCACGUCGAUCCCGAGGUAGCGGAUGAAUUGAACUGGAUGAAACAUCCUUGUCGACGAAGUUGCAAAGACGAAACAGCACCGAUGGAAUGUCGUUAUGUCUUUAGGUUAGAGGCCUAUUACACAAUGAGUAAAGCAUGCUACGAUUGCCCGUUCAACAUCACAGACUGCUUUCGCGAACAUUGUAUUCCAGCAGAUGGUAUCGAAAGAUCGAUUUUAGUGGUUAAUCGGCAAAUGCCUGGACCGCCUAUCGAGGUGUGUCAAGGUGACAGGGUAAUCGUCGAUGUAAUCAAUUUGUUGCAUUCCGAGAGUACCACGAUGCAUUGGCAUGGUCAACAUCACGUUAAAACGCCGUACAUGGACGGCGUACCUUACGUAUCGCAAUGUCCGAUUUUGCCAGGGUCCAGUUUUCGGUAUGACUACACCGCCACUGAAGCCGGCACGCAUUUCUGGCAUUCUCAUUUAGGCUUCCAACGAGGCGAUGGAGUAUACGGUGCGUUGAUCAUACGCGUGCCUCCAAAGGUGAAUUGGCACUACGAUUUAUACGAUAUCGAUGAACAUACUAUCCUGAUUUCGGAUUGGACGCACGAAUUGGGAAUUGAUAAAUUUUUAAGUCAUCAUCACGCAGGCGGAGACAACAAACCGCCUAAUCUACUGAUCAAUGGUUUCGGCCGUUACGACGGUGACACGUCCGCUGUAAUGCCGAUCGCGACGUUUAUCGUUAAGCGGGAUACAAGGUACAGAUUCAGGCUCGUUAACGCCGAGUUUCUCAAUUGUCCGAUCGAAUUGUCCAUCGACGAUCAUACUAUGCGUAUAAUUAGUACGGAUGGACGUGAUAUCGAACCUGUCGAAGCGAAAUCUUUGGUGAGUUACGCUGGCGAAAGAUUCGACUUUGUCGUCGAAACGAAUCGAAAUGUGGACAACUAUUGGAUUCGAUUUCGGGGGUUGAUGGAUUGCGACGAAAGAUUCACCAAGGCGUAUCAAGUUGCUAUAUUGCGAUACGAUGGUGCGCUCGAAGAAGAUCCGAGUGGCGUAGUCACGUACGAACGUGCCUUCUCGUCGAACGAUUCCUUGGGUCAGCGAGUAAACGCGUUAAACGAAGGCACGGAGACGAACGAAAGUCUCAGUAUACCUUUGUUGAAAGCCAUGGAUGAGAACGACGAAUCGAAUACCGUGGAUCCGGAUUACCAAUUUUAUGUAUCUUAUGAUUUUUAUAAGAAGGACAAUCCUCAUUUUCAUCGCGGUUAUCUUUACGGAUUUAACCAAGUAAAAAAUACCAAACGGGUGCUUACUCCUCAAUUAAACCACAUUUCGAUGAAGUUACCAUCCGCUCCGCUGUUAUCUCAAAGAGAUUUCAUAGAUCAGAAUCAAUUUUGUAAUGCGAGUACCGUCAUGGGUUGUGACCAAGACUACUGCGCUUGCACUCAUGUCCUUCGAGUGAAGCUUGGUAGCGUGGUGGAGAUGGUCUUGGUAGACGAAGGUUUCGCCUAUGACGCGAAUCACCCGUUUCAUCUCCAUGGAUAUCAGUUUCGCGUGAUCGCGAUGGAAAAAGUCGGGAAAAACGUCACCACCGAACAAGUUCAAGCACUGGAUAAAAAUGGAGCAAUACGUAGAAACCUUGAUCGUGCUCCUCUGAAAGACACUGUUACGGUACCGGACGGAGGUUACACUGUUGUGCGAUUUUAUGCCGACAAUCCAGGUUACUGGUUGUUUCAUUGUCACAUUGAAUUUCACGCGGAAGUCGGAAUGUCGUUGGUCUUCAAAGUUGGCGAACACGAGGAUAUGUUACCGGUACCGCGUAACUUUCCAACGUGUGGUAAUUGGCAACCCGAAAACGUGCGACACACUGAAAAUACAGCAAGCGCAUCUUCGCACACUGUAUUUGAAAACACGAUCGAUCAAAUUUCGAACGUUUCGAUGGACCGACUUACCGAAACCAGUGUACAACUACUCGUUAAAUUGUUACCGCAAGUUCUAAGGACAUUGCGAAUUUCAUCUUCGUCGAAUACCUUAGUCGCUUCGUAUUCGUUUUUACUUUCUUUGUGCUCUUCCGUUGCCAUCGUUCGUCGAUUAUUCUUGAUAAAUGAUAACAUGUUAAUUGUUAACAUGACAAUUAUGUUAACACUUGUGUAA